Portunus trituberculatus (swimming crab) is the source of this 975-nucleotide messenger RNA. RefSeq lists its product as uncharacterized. Bases 1 to 975 code for a protein of 324 amino acids. The record is from RefSeq and is a predicted model, not a curated record. The transcript has a single exon. Lineage: Eukaryota; Metazoa; Arthropoda; Malacostraca; Decapoda; Portunidae.
AUGGUUGUGUUAUGUUAUUUGGAUGACUGUCUUUUCAUUGCUUCAUCAGUAGAGAUUUUACAGGCUCAGGUCAGCUAUGCCUUGCAUUUCUUUGAUUCCCUGGGUUUCACUGUCAAUGUGUGGAAGUCGGUUCUGGAGCCUACAAAGAAGGUUAUGUUCCUUGGUGUGGUGUUGGACUCUGUCGCCAUGACUACCACUUUAACAUCUCAUAGGAAGGAGCGCAUCAAGGAACAAGGCUUGCUGCUACUUAAGGGUAAUGUCACUUUACGGGACUUAUCAUCUUUUAUUGGUUUGACAGUGGCCUCUGCACCUGCAGUAGAGUUAGCUCCUCUCCGUUACAGGUAUCUGGAGUUGAUUCGAGACCAGGGUCUCGCCCGGUCCUGUGGUGAUUUUGACAAGUUUAUUUCUUUGGAUUGUCAUGCCCAACAUUUGGUCGCUUGGUGGGUGGCCAAUAUAGACUUUCAGGAGAAGUCUCUCCUCUCUUCUUCCCCAGAUUGUGAGUUGUUUACAGAUGCCUGUCUGACUGGUUGGGGCGCUUCAAUGGGACAUGUCACAACUGGAGGUCACUGGGCCCAGGAGGAGCUGGAUCAUAUAAACAUCCUAGAGUUGAAGACCAUUUUGUUGGGCUUGCAGUUCCUGUGUAGGAAUAGGUCUGGCUUCCAUAUUCAACUCCAUUCUGACAACACUACUGCAGUUGCUUGUAUAGAUCGUUGUGGCAGUACAAGACCUAAUCUUCAUGCCCUUACAGUGCAGAUUUAUGAGUGGGCUGCAUCUAGGAAUAUUACCCUGUCAGCACAGCAUAUACAGGGUUUGUACAAUGUGACAGCUGACAUGGAGUCCAGAGUUAGUAGGAUGGAUGAUGAGUGGAUGUUACAACCCGAUAUUUUUAACAGAAUUUGUCAGCUCUUUUAUACUCCAGUUAUCGAUCUUUUUGCCACUCGUUUAAAUGCUCAAUUGCCUGCCUAUGUCUCCUAG